This is a messenger RNA of Phytophthora sojae, 201 nucleotides long. RefSeq lists its product as hypothetical. NCBI's taxonomy places the organism in Eukaryota, Oomycota, Peronosporomycetes, Peronosporales, Peronosporaceae. The transcript has a single exon. The annotation marks the transcript as partial. The record is from RefSeq and is a predicted model, not a curated record.
AAAAAGAAACUGAUUCUGUGUACCCAUAGCUACUUUCUGGCCGAAGCGCAGCAAGGACUGAACCCCAGCAAACGCGGUGUGCAGCAGCGUGUUCACAAGUGUCUUGGCAACAGAAUGGCUACUGUCGCGCGCGUCGUGGUCGCGGAGAACAAGUGCAAACGCGGAACGCCGACGGUGCUGCUGAGCCACCUAUUGGUCUGA